Debaryomyces fabryi is the source of this 1137-nucleotide messenger RNA. RefSeq lists its product as uncharacterized. The transcript has a single exon. Bases 1 to 1137 code for a protein of 378 amino acids. Gene Ontology annotation, biological process: tRNA wobble position uridine thiolation. Gene Ontology annotation, molecular function: tRNA binding. The record is from RefSeq and is a predicted model, not a curated record. Gene Ontology annotation, cellular component: mitochondrion; cytosolic tRNA wobble base thiouridylase complex. Lineage: Eukaryota; Fungi; Ascomycota; Pichiomycetes; Serinales; Debaryomycetaceae.
AUGCCAGGAGAAAAAGUAACAGGCAAGAAGGUUAAGCUUUCAGCUUUAUGUGAACUUUGUAAUGGUCGUAAGGCAGUAAUGAAAAGACCUAAAAAUCUUCAAAAAUUAUGCAAAGAAUGUUUCUAUAAUGUUUUUGAAACUGAAAUACACAAUACUAUAACUAACGCUAACUUGUUCCGGCCUGGAGAUAAGGUUGCGAUAGGUGCAUCGGGAGGAAAAGACUCCACGGUUCUAGCAUCUGUUUUAAAGACUUUGAAUGAAAGAUACGACUAUCAGUUAGAACUUGUUCUUUUAUCUAUUGAUGAGGGUAUCAAAGGUUACAGAGAUGACUCGUUGGCUACAGUUAAAAGGAAUCAAGCACAGUAUGGUAUGCCUUUAGAAAUUAUAUCCUAUAAAGAUUUAUAUAAUUGGUCCAUGGAUGAGAUUGUUUCGUGUGCUGGUAUUAGAUCCUCAUGUACAUAUUGUGGUGUUUUAAGAAGACAAGCAUUGGACAGAGGUGCAGCUAAGUUGGGAAUAAAUCAUGUUGUUACUGGUCAUAAUGCAGAUGAUAUGGCGGAAACAGUUUUGAUGAACUUAUUACGUGGUGAUACAGCAAGAUUAGAAAAGUCAUGUACCAUAUUGACUCAGUCAGCGGGCUCUCCCAUUAAGAGAUCGAAACCAUUUAAAUAUUCAUACCAAAAGGAGAUUGUUUUAUACGCCCAUUAUAAGAAAUUAGAUUAUUUCUCAACUGAAUGUUCUUAUGCACCAGAGGCUUUUAGAGGCACAGCAAGGGAGUUGUUAAAAUCAUUAGAAGCGAUAAGGCCUUCUUGUAUUAUGGAUAUUAUCUAUAGUGGUGAGCAUUUGGCCUUAGCGCCUAAAAAGAAAAGGCCAACUCAACAAUAUAAAAACAAGAAAAAGUCUCAAAUCAAUGAUGAGAAAGAGGUCAAUUCUGAUGGAUCAAUAUCACUUGGUGGAAGAGAAUUCAAGGACGGUAAUAGAUGUGAAAAUUGUGGGUAUUUAACUUCAAACAAAAUUUGCAAAGCUUGUGUAUUAUUAGCAGGACUAGAAAUGAAUAGAGCAAAAGUUAGUGUUGACAAUAACACUGCAGUGGAUGGUGCAGCAAAGUUAACAAAGACCUUAGAACAGUUGAGUUUCUGA